GCCUGUGCCCUCUAGUUAAGUCCUCUCUCUGCUAAAGCGCCGCUCCAGGCCGGGGUCCGGGCUGAGACGGAAGCACAGCUGCACAACGUUCCCGUAAACCUCGCGGUGCGUAGGCCGCUCUCUCCCUUGCGGGCCGCCUGCCGGAGGCUGCUGGAGGCAGCCGUGGGGGUGCGAAAGUCGAGCGGCGGAGCAGCUCCCUCGAGGGGGGAGGCGCGCUUUGAACCCAAGGCGCCGGCAGACAGAGAAGGGGAGCCAUGGGGAGCCUGAAGGAAGAGCUCCUGAAGCCCAUCUGGCACGCUUUCACCGCCCUCGACUUGGACAAAAGCGGGAAAGUAUCCAAGUCGCAACUUAAGGUCCUUUCUCACAACCUCUGCACAUUGUUGAAUGUUCCUCAUGAUCCAGUGGCCUUAGAGGAACAUUUUAGGGAUGAUGAUGAAGGACCUGUUUCUAAUCAGGGAUAUAUGCCUUAUUUAAAUAGAUUCAUCUUGGAAAAGGUUCAAGACAACUUUGACAAAGUUGAAUUCUAUAAAAUGUGCUGGACUCUGUGUGCCAGAAAAAAUCUCACAAAAAGUACCUUACUCAUUACUGAUGAUGAUGCUUUUAAAGUGUGGGUCAUCUUCAAUUUUCUAUCUGAAGACAAAUAUCCAUUAAUCAUUGUGCCAGAAGAGAUUGAAUAUUUGCUUAAGAAGCUAACAGAAGCAAUGGGAUUAGGUUGGCAUCAAGAACAGUUUGAACAUUACAAGAUCAGUUUGGAUGCCAAUUGGGAAGGUCUUUCUGCUUGGGAACUGAUUGAGCUCAUUGGAAGUGGUCGGUUUAGCAAAGGGAUGGAUGGACCAACAGUGUCAAUGGGCAUUAAUGAAGUCUUCAGUGAACUUAUAUUGGAUGUAUUAAAACAGGGCUAUAUGUGGAAGAAGGGUCACAAAAGGAAAAACUGGACGGAACGUUGGUUUGUUUUAAAACCAAAUGUUAUAUCGUACUAUGUUAGUGAAGAUUUAAAAGACAAAAGAGGAGACAUUGCACUGGAUGGCAACUGUACUGUAGAGGCCUUGCCUGAUAAAGAUGGCAAAAAAUGUCUCUUUCUUAUAAAUAAUUUAGAGAAAUGUUUUGAGAUAAGUGCCUCUGAUAAGAAGAAGAAACAGGAGUGGAUUCAAGCCAUUCAGACCACUGUAAAUCUGCUGAAAUUAAAAAGCCCUUCACCUCAUAAAGAGGCACGCCAGAAACGGAAAGAAUUACGCCAAAAACUGCAGGCGGAACAAGCAGAACUGGAGAGGCAAAUGAAAGAGCUCCAAAUAGCAAAUGAAAAUAAGCAGAAGGAACUGGAAACCGUCCGAAAGCAACUGGAAGAGGCAGCCGCUCGAGCAUCAGAAGAAGAGACAAAACGUCUGCAGACUCAAAUAGAAUUACAAGAUCGAUUCAGUCUUGAACUGGAGAGAGAAAAAAUGGUAAGACAGAAAAUGGAAGAACAGGUUGCUCAGAAAUCAUCUGAGCUUGAGCAGUACUUACUGAGAGUCAAAGAACUUGAGGAAAUGUAUAAUCAGCUACAAGAAGCUUUGGAGGAUGAGAAACAAGCCCGCCAAGAUGAGGAAACUGUCAGGAGACUUCAGGCCAGAUUGCUAGAAGAAGAGACAACCAAGAGAGCAGAGUUGGAAAAGUGGCACUUAGAGCAGCAACAGGCCAUUCAGGUGACUGAGGCAGAAAAGCAAGAGUUGGAAAACCAGAGGAAAAUGAAGGAACGUGCUCUACAGGUCGCCAUGCAACAGUUGGAAGAAUUGGAACUAGAGAGGAAGCAAGCCUUUGAACAAUAUGAGGAGGUAAAGAAGAAAUUGGAAGUAGCAGCAAGCAAAACUAAAAGUUGGAAAGAUAGAGUAGCUCAUCAUGAGGGAUUAAUUCGAUUAAUUGAACCAGGUUCCAAGAAUUCCUAUUUGAUUACUAAUUGGGGACCGGCGGCCUUCACUGAAGCUGAACUUGAGCAAAGAGAGAAGAGUUGGAAAGGAAAAAGGGACACUUCUGAUUAGCAAACGUGGCUGAAAUACAAUUGGGGGCCACACAGAGCAGAAAUCUGAUAAUUAAAUAAAAUACCGUUAUACCAAUUUAUUGCAUAUACUGCACGCUAGCUCAAGAUACUUAAAAAAAUUGAAUACAAAAUACAAGUUCUACUGCAGAACCUGAAUUAUAACAGAAUUUCUGAGACAGCUAAAUAAAAGUUUACAUAAACUGCC
Messenger RNA from Ahaetulla prasina, 2219 nucleotides. RefSeq names its product switching B cell complex subunit SWAP70 (gene SWAP70). Bases 255 to 2015 code for a protein of 586 amino acids. Gene Ontology annotation, molecular function: calcium ion binding. The record is from RefSeq and is a predicted model, not a curated record. Gene Ontology annotation, cellular component: cytoplasm; nucleus. Lineage: Eukaryota; Metazoa; Chordata; Lepidosauria; Squamata; Colubridae. The transcript has 12 exons.